This is a messenger RNA of Besnoitia besnoiti, 2520 nucleotides long. Its product is annotated as endonuclease/exonuclease/phosphatase family protein. Gene Ontology annotation, biological process: phosphatidylinositol dephosphorylation. The record is from RefSeq and is a predicted model, not a curated record. The transcript has 10 exons. The coding region runs from base 1 to 2520 and encodes 839 amino acids. Lineage: Eukaryota; Apicomplexa; Conoidasida; Eucoccidiorida; Sarcocystidae. Gene Ontology annotation, molecular function: phosphatase activity.
AUGGAGGGCAAGACGGAGGAUAGACACUCUUCGCCGGACGGCCCCCCAGGGAGACGUGACGACGACGCGCCUCACAGGAAGGCGGCCGAGGGGGUAAGGGGUGCCUCCCGAGAGGCUGGGCGUACCGACUCAGGGAGUCUUCUGGCGCCCGGUGCACACAAGGAUUCAAGGCGCGGCUAUCGGUCGCCAGGGCACAGGUUUGCGUAUUUUGGUGAGACAGGGCCCGAGGCAAGAAAUGUCGGCGGCCACGAGAGGGCGAGUUCCGCCGCCGCCUCUGUCUCCAGCCACGACGAAUCUAGGGUCAAGUCCCUCGAGUCGACUCCGUCUCCGGACCUGCGCCCGUCGGACUUCGGGGAGAGAAGAGGUCCCUUCGGGCAGGCGGCCGCUUCGGCCUCGCUGACGUUCUCUCCAGAGCGCAGACCGGUCUCAGUGCCGGUGCGGAAGAUGAACAGAGGAGGAUGCGCAGACAGUCCGGCGCGCACGCGCGUGUGGACGCAGCGUGGAAGCUCCCCCCGCGGGCCUGCCGGCGGAGACGCUCGCAGCCUGAGUCUGCGCGGUCGGCUUCUCGGUGCGCGGCCGCGAGUCGACCAGCUGUUUGACUUGAACGCGCACGGUCUCACAGAGAUCGUCGGGGUCUCAGACGACGGCUACGAGACUACAACUGGGGCCAGCGCCUCGGCGAGUUUUCUGGAUCGUGGAGCGGCCAUGGCGGGCGCGCGAGGCCACACAGCCAGUCUCUCUUUUGAGCUUUCUGGAGGCAUCGAGGCCGCGCACAAAAGAGACGGCUCACAGCCGCCCUCUCUCUGCUCCUCACGCGUCGCCGUCCAAGCAGCGUGCGGGGGGCCCCAAGCGAAAGCUCCGCACCGCCCGCGAGGCCUAGCGCGGAGCUCGGCUGUCAUUGGCAAAGAUACUGUACGGCCUGCGCGCGCAACGAAGGAGGAAUCCAGUCGGGAGUCUCUGCCCGCGGUGCGGUCCUCGGACUCCAGCCACCACUCGAGGUGUUCGAGCAGGAGGUCUAAGAGCGUCUCUCAAGAGAAAAAAACAGUCCACUACGUCUACCAGAAGAUGCAGAAAGAGAAAACCAAUGGGCGAGCAAAAAUCAGGCCAAGCGCAAAAAAAGACAACAGAAUGAAAGGCGUCGACGCGAUACGGAUCUUUUGUGGGACCUGGAAUUCUGAGUAUCAGGAAUUUCCCGAAGAGACGAUGACCCCCUAUGAGGGGGCGGGCGGCUUGGUGGAGUCUUCGAGCGCGUUGCCUGCGCGGCUUCCUGAACGAGUCGUCGAGGAGCUUUUGGACGAUGAAGACGCCUGGGCGACGGCGGAUUCGAUCGGAGACGCAGCGGACGCGAACGCCAGAGACAAAGCCAACAGAGGUGGUGGAGCGCCGCCCCUCGUGGAGAUCCGAGCUGCCGACAGCCGCGGAUUCGACAGGCCGGGAGACGAAGGCCCCAUGGUGGAGAGGCGCCGCCUGCUCAGGGCGAGCACCUUGAGGCUUAAAGCCGUCAAGCAAGGCGAACAGCCUCUAAUGGACUGGCUACUUCCCGGAUACGACGUAUACGUCGUCACGCUUCAGGAGACUAUCUCGGACAGCGUCUUCCAGGCGAUCAUGGCCUACAUCUCCGAGGUGAACGGCCACCAAUACGCUCGCAUGCACGCGGUCGAGGACAAGAUCUCGGGUCUCGGCGACGGCGCAUGGACGCAGUUUAAAAGCACAAGUAUCGCAGCGUGGGCUCGCGAGGAUAUGCUCCGCCCAAGAGGACCGGUUGAGUUCCUUACGUCGAAAGCCAUCCCGCUGAGCUUCUUCAACGGAUCGAAAGGAGCUGUCUCGCUGCUGAUGCGAAUAUGGGACCAGUUCGUCUGUUUCCUGGGCUGCCACAUGCCGGCAACUACCACCGAGGACCGCAUAAAAUCACGAACUUGGGUCAUCGAACGCCUGUGCGAGUCGUACAGCGGCAUGCCUCAUACGACGCUGGACGGCGUUUUCCACCACGUGGUCUGGAUGGGGGACUUCAAUUUCCGCACUCGGAACAUCACUGCGGCGAAGGCAGUGGAAUUGUUGGAUGCUGGAAAGCAGACCGAGCUUCUCGAGUACGACGAGUGCCAAGGGCCACAAGGCGAAGAUAUGCGCAAAGCGGGCUUCGUUGAAGGUACAGUGCGGUUCCCCCCAACGUACAAGAAGGUAGACGGACGGCCCCCUGUUGAUUUUUCUGACCCACACUGGGCUGAGAAAGAGUAUCAAACAAAGUUCACAGUCAAGUGGUACAAGGGUGGCCAUCAGGAAGAUCGCAUUCCAUCGUGGACAGACCGAGUGUUCAAGUGGUCGAUUCCAGAAAUGGCAUAUUUGCUUCAGCUGCAGAAAGAGAGAUAUUUCGCUGCGAUGCCGACCCGGGCGAACAGCUUUCUGAACGCGAGCGACCACAGCCCCGUGGGGUCUGGAUUCGACAUGUAUCCUCUCGACUUCAGUUACGCUUUGCCAUCAGUGGUGAAUAUCGCGAAUCCUGACACGAAGAGAGCGGGGUAA